AUGGUGAUCCAUGGUGACUCUGACGAGAGUGAGGUGAACGGAGACUGGGGGCAGCUGUCGGGGAUCCGAGAGCGCGGAAGCUGCGCGGGUCGUGCGGGAGGCGGGCCCGGCCCGGCCAGAUGUGCACGCCCGCCCCGCCUCCUUGCGCGCCGGCCCCGCUGCCCCGCGGACGAUCUGUGCUCCUCGCCCGGCGUCCGCACCUCUCCGCAGGCCACCGUGUCGGGUCGCCCCGGGCCAGCGGGAACCGAGGCGGUGGCCCUGCAGUGGCGCGGGUUCCGCGCCCUCCCGACCGGCAGGAGGAGGAGCGGGCGGCGGAGACGGACCGGCGCGAAGAUGCCGCCACCCUGGGCCCUUAUGCUCCUGCUGCUGCUGCCCUGGGUGGCAGGUGGAUUAGGGAACGCAGCCAGUCCAAGGGGUCACGGCCUGCCGGGCCCAGCACUCCAGCCUGGGGUCUGUCGCUAUGGACCUAAACUGGCCUGCUGCUAUGGCUGGAGAAGGGGCAGUGAGGGAGUCUGUGAAGCUACGUGUGAGCCUCGAUGCAAGUUCGCUGAGUGUGUGGGGCCAAACCAAUGUCGAUGCUUCGCAGGAUAUGCCGGGAAAACCUGCAGUCAAAAUGUGAAUGAGUGUGGAAUGAAACCCCGGCCAUGCCAACACAGAUGUGUGAAUACGCAUGGCAACUGCAAGUGCUUCUGCCUCAGCGGCCACAUGCUCAUGCCGGAUGCCACGUGUGUGGACUCUAGGACAUGUGCCAUGACAAACUGCCAGUACGGCUGUGAAGACACGGAGGAAGGGCCGCGGUGUCUGUGUCCGUCCUGGGGACUCCGCCUGGCCCCAAAUGGAAGAGUCUAUAGUUUUUGUCUUGAUAUUGAUGAAUGUGCCUCUGGUAGAGCCGUCUGCCGCUAUAACCGAAGAUGUGUGAAUACAUUUGGAAGCUUUUACUGCAAAUGUCAUGUUGGUUUUGAACUGAAAUACACUCGGGGCCGACAUGACUGUGUAGAUACAAAUGAAUGUGCUCUGAAUACCCAUGCGUGCAGCCUCUACGCUAAUUGCCUCAAUACCCAAGGAUCCUUCAAGUGUACAUGCAAGCAGGGAUACAAAGGCAGUGGACUUCAGUGUUCUGUUAUCCCUGAAGAGCCUGUGAAGGAAGUCCUCAGAGCACGUGGUGCCAUCAAAGACAGAAUCAAGAAAUUGCUUGCUCACAAAAAAAGCAUGAAAAAGAAGGUAAAAAUUAAAAAUGUCCUCACAGAACCUGCUGGGACUCCCACCCCCAAGGUUAACCUGCAGCAGUUCAGCUCCAAAGAGGGCACUUCCCCAGCCGGGAAUUCUAGUGGAGGGAGAAAAGGGCGUGAAGAGAAAAGGAAGGAGGGGAUUGAGGAAGAGGAAGAAGAUGAGAAAGCCCGGAAGAACCCCAUGGAGCAGGAGCUAGGCCUUCAAGGAGAUGUGUUUUCCCCUAAGGUGAAUGACGCAGAUGAAUUUGGUCCGGUUCUGGUUCAGAGAAAAGCUACAACACCCAGACUCAAACACAAAGAUUUAAGUAUCUCGGUUGACUGCAGAUUUGACUAUGGCGUGUGUGCCUGGAAACAAGAUACAGAAGAUGACUUUGACUGGAACCCUGCUGAACGAGGUAAUGCUGUUGGCUACUAUAUGGCAGCGCCAGCCCUGGCAGGCCGUAAGAAGGACAUUGGCUGACUAAAACUGCUUCUCCCUGACCUGCAGCCCCAAAGCAACUUCUGUUUGCUCUUUGAUUACCGUCUGGCCGGAGACAAAGUAGGGAAACUUCGAGUGUUUGUGAAAAACGGUAACAAUGUCCUGGCAUGGGAGAAGACCAGGAGUAAGGAUGAAAAGUGGAAGACUGGGAAAAUUCAGUUGUAUCCAGGGAUUACUACUACUGAAAGUAUCAUUUUUGAAGCAGAACGUGGCAAGGGCAAAACUGGAGAAAUCGUGCUGGAUGGCGUCUUGCUGGUUUCAGGCUUAUGUCCAGAUGGCCUUUUAUCUGCGGAUGGUUGAAUGUUACUGUUGUCUUUUAUAUCUAUAUAUUGGGCUUAUGCCAGUUCUGUUUUUUUGAUAUUGCACCAUAAGACACCCCUGCUUCAUUUUAGGAAAACAAACUGAAAAAUUAUACCAACAGAAACAUUAUGGUAAGAUGCUUUUCUUGUGCAAGAUGUGCCGACAUUUGCUUUAAAUAUAGUACCACUGUGUCUUCUCAUUCAUUUUUGAAUUUACAAAAUGUGGUAAAAUCUGUUCAGCCUUUUUCCCCCAAGUACAUCUGAUUUGUCUACCUGAGUUGAUGAACCUCUCAAUGCAACAUUUUCAGAAUUGCAAAAAAUAAAUAAAUAAAUAAACCCCAGGGCACAGGGGAAAUAUUUGCUUGGCUUUUAGGGCACUUCUUGGAAACUGUGAUAUCACAGACAGAUUUUAACAUAAGUGGCUUCGCCUGAUCUUUUAUAUAUAGCCAAGCUUGUAUAUUAAAGUUCUUUGUGAUAAUAAUGUCCAAAUAAUCACCUUGUGGCAUGGUUAAAGUUGUAAGUAAGCAAAUGUGUUGCUGAUGCUGUGUUUAAUUAUGUGUAUGAUUAUUUACUUUGCUGGAAAAUGUGGGUUUUAUUCUUUUCUCUAUGGAAGUACUUUAUAGUGUUAAAAAUUCUUAAAAUUACUUCCUAUUAUGGAACACAUGACUGCUUUAUUAGGCAUCAUAAGUGCAGUGCAAAUUAGCUUAAGUUGUUGAAUUCAAGGCUUCAGAGAAAUACCUAAAACUAAAUUAUGCAAGUAGCCAGAUU
Messenger RNA from Manis pentadactyla (Chinese pangolin), 2774 nucleotides. It is a transcript of the gene EGFL6, whose product is annotated as EGF like domain multiple 6. The record is from RefSeq and is a predicted model, not a curated record. Gene Ontology annotation, molecular function: calcium ion binding. Lineage: Eukaryota; Metazoa; Chordata; Mammalia; Pholidota; Manidae. The transcript has 13 exons. Gene Ontology annotation, cellular component: membrane.